Colletotrichum orchidophilum is the source of this 465-nucleotide messenger RNA. RefSeq lists its product as uncharacterized. Lineage: Eukaryota; Fungi; Ascomycota; Sordariomycetes; Glomerellales; Glomerellaceae. Bases 1 to 465 code for a protein of 154 amino acids. The record is from RefSeq and is a predicted model, not a curated record. The transcript has 2 exons.
AUGUACCUUGCGGCUACGUACCUGCGUACCGACAGACCAAUGCUAAGGUCGGGGAACGCUACUCGUGUCCUCACGCAAAAUUUGCAAGGCAAAGGGGUAUCGGAUACGUCCCACGACCUGCAUGAUACAGAGGGAUCCACUCUGUACUUCUGUACCCGCUCCCGCAGUCAUCACUCUCGCACCAAAGGCCGGGCAAGGGCCCGGCAACCUCACACCUCACCACAAGCUUGCCAACGCCGCAGAAUCCAACCGCACGCCCCCCCGUCCAUCUCACCUCCCGGUUCCUUCUAUCAGAUCGUCGCCAUACUUUCUGCGUCUCUCUUCGCUCUGGUUCUCCGAUCGGUUUGGAGGGUCUGGCCCGGAACACAUCCAAAGCAAAGCCCACCAUCUUUACCCUCGGCCGCGUCCGCAGAGGUUUGUGCGUGCGUGAUUGCCUGUAGGAGGGAGGGGGGAAGGAGAGACUGA